AUAAAGCCACUGUCUUUAUAAAUAUUUUUCUUCCCAUUUCAACUUGUGAAAUAAUGUCAGAAAACGAUUGCUCACCACGCAAGCGUUACUGUAAAGCCGACAAAGAAUACACACAAGGCGACAAUGAUUUGCCUAAGAAACUUAAGAAGGAUAUGAAAGGUAUUUUACUGGGCUAUGGCAACCCUUUGCUGGAUAUCUCAGUACAAGCUCAAGAAGAUUAUCUGGCAAAGUAUGAUUUGAAAGCUGACAAUGCCAUUUUGGCAGAAGAUAAACAUCAGCCUAUGUAUGAAGAGAUUCCAAAUAUUUUUACUGACGUGGACUAUGUACCAGGUGGAGCUGCACUCAAUACCAUCAGAGUAGCGCAGUUGUUGCUUAAAGAACCCAAUGCCACUUCAUUUAUGGGCUGUAUCGCUCAUGACAAGUAUGGUGACAUCCUGACAAAGGAAGCCCGUGAUGUAGGUGUUGAUGUCAAAUUCCAGUACACAGAUAAAGCACCAACUGGAACCUGUGCUGUUAUAUGUACAGGACGAUGUAGAUCUCUUGUGGCCAAUUUAGCCGCUGCAAACUGUUUUUCAGAAGAUCAUCUAGACAAUCCUGAGAUUUGGGCAGCAGUAGAGGCAGCCAAGUUUAUUUAUUUUGGAGGUUAUCCACUCACAGUUUGUCCACAGGCCAUGCUGAGAAUAGCCAAAUUUGCAUCAGAAAACAACAAAACUGUAUUAAUGAACAUGUCGGCACCAUUCUUGUGCACUUUUUUUAAAGAACCUAUGCUCAAGAUGUUACCCUAUGCAGAUUAUUGGUUUGGAAAUGAGUCAGAAGCUUUGGAGUUUGCCAAGGCCAAUGAUUUAGGUACUGAUGAUAUUAAAGAAAUUGCAAUCAAGCUAGCUCAGUGGGACAAGGUGAAUAAAUCUAGGUCAAGGAUAGUAGUCAUAACACAGGGAGUCAGUCCUGCCAUUGUAGCCCAAGAUGACAAAGCUACAGAAUACGAUAUAAUUCCCAUCAAGCAAGAAGAUAUUGUUGAUUCCAAUGGUGCUGGUGAUUCUUUUGUUGGAGGUUUCUUGUCUGAGCUUGUGCAAGGCAAAGAUCUGGAGUCUUGUAUGAAGAAAGGACAUGAAGUUGCCAACAAAUGUUUGCAAAACAUCGGAUGUACAUUCAGAAACACACCACUUUAAUGCUGGCCCAUUCAGCAAUGAUGUCAUUUAGGAUCAUGCCGUUUGAGUAUUAUCAUUCAGAUACAUUGACUCUAUUGGCUUAGUUUUACGGGAUUAUCAUUGACUCUAUUAGCUUAGUUUUAUGGGAUUAUCAUUGACUCUGUUAGCUUAGUUUUAUGGGAUUAUCAUUGGUAGCACUUUUGUCUCUAUCAGUUUUUACACUUAUUUUGUGUGCAAUGUUAUUACAAUUUGUAGAAAUUAUUCAGAUUAAAUUGAUUGUAAAUCAUUAACAUUUUUAAAUGUUAAAUUGUAUAAAAAAAAUUUAAGAUUCCAGACUGUCAGUUUAGAAAAAUAUUGUUACUGGUAUUGCAGUUGUAUAUAAAAAAAAUGAUACAUAGACUAUGGGAACAAGGGAGAUUGACAAAGUAUACUCUUAGUUUUAUGAUAUUUCUAAACUAGUGGUUUCCUUUUAAAGCCAUUUUUUAAAAUAAAACUAGAGUCACAUAUUAUUUUACUGUUGUUAAUUGGUUUUAGUUCAGAGAACUUUUACAAGGUGCUAUCACUGAUGUUGGUUUGAGAACCACUGAUAUCUAGAAACUUGUUCUCUGUUAAUUUCAUUUGUUGCCAAAUGUUCAAACAUACAAAAAUGCCUUUCCAUGUAUCAAGAAUGUUUAUAAACAAUUCAAAUAUCA
This is a messenger RNA of Biomphalaria glabrata, 1840 nucleotides long. RefSeq lists its product as uncharacterized. Bases 54 to 1169 code for a protein of 371 amino acids. Gene Ontology annotation, cellular component: nucleus; cytosol. NCBI's taxonomy places the organism in Eukaryota, Metazoa, Mollusca, Gastropoda, Planorbidae. The transcript has 11 exons. The record is from RefSeq and is a predicted model, not a curated record. Gene Ontology annotation, biological process: purine ribonucleoside salvage. Gene Ontology annotation, molecular function: adenosine kinase activity.